CGCUCCCGCCGCCCGCCGCCGCGUCCCCUCCCCGGCCCGCGGGCGGCGGCGGCUCUCCCAUGCCGCCCGUCUCGCCCCUUGCUCUGAAUCUCUGCCCGUCGGCCGAUUUGGGGAAAAACGGGAAGGGGGUACGUCCCCUCGCACUUUUUUUUUCACCCAUUUCUUUUUUUCCACCCUUUUUGGCCUUCUCUCCAUUUCGUCCCCCUUCUCCCCAGCCCGUUUCUCCUCCAUCGGGGCUCUUCGGCGGCCAUGCGGCCGGUCCCGGGCGAGCGGCUCUAACUCGCCUCCUCGCCCGAAUGGCCCCCCGGAGCCGCGGGCGGAUGGAGCCGAGCUACGUCGUGGGUAUCUGCUGCCUGGUGCUGCUGGAGCCGGGCCGGGUGUGGAGCAGCGAGCCCAGCACCGGGGGACCCGGGGAGAGCAGGAACAGCAGCCAGGCACCGCCGCCGGAGACCACGGUCCCCGCGCCCACCGGAGAGGCACCAGCGGGGGGGGACCGCUGCCGCGGGUACUACGACGUGAUGGGGCAGUGGGACCCGCCGUUCAACUGCAACGCCGGCAUCUACCAGUACUGCUGCGGGACCUGCGGGUACCGCUUCUGCUGCCAGUUCAAGCCUGGGCGGCUGGACCAGAGUGGCUGCUCCAACUACGACACCCCCAACUGGGUCAACACGGGCCAGCCGCCUGCCCGGGUGGACGAGACCCCCGAGGACCCCACUCGUGACAAGACCAACAUGAUCGUCUACAUCAUCUGCGGCGUGGUGGCCAUCAUGGUGCUGGUGGGCAUCUUCACCAAGCUGGGCCUGGAGAAGGCACAGGGUCCCCAGACAGAGAUGACCGUCUCCAGGACACUGACAGAUCUGCUGAAGCAACCAGGCCACAGCCCCUCUGAGAACAUGGACAGUCUCAUGGGGGGUGUGCAGGUCCCGCUGGGCGAGGGGCUGGCCCGGGGGCCCCCCAGAAACAGCACAGACAAGCCACCCUUGAACAACAUGGUGGCCAUUGCCCCUUCACUGGGGCGGCCCCACAGCCACGGCAAGCGUCUGCCGCUGGCCAGCAGCCUGGCCCUGUCAGCCCCAGACUACACUUCCUACACCACGCUCAAGGUUGGAGAGAGCGCCACUGAGGACUUCUACAGGCGGUUCGGGGGGCUGGAGCCACCCCCCGCCAGCACACUGCCCUUCCCACCCGAGGCCCCGGUGCCGGCCGAGGGCUGCCCUCUGCCCAAGGCCAAGGGCCCCAAGGUGCCCGGGGGUCUGGCCUUCCCAGGGGGCUGGGAGGGGGGCCCCCAUCGCGGCCCCCGCCGGCCGGGCCUGGCCACCCUGCGCCCUGAGGGGCCACCCGAGGCCUUCGGCCCCCCCACCUCGCUGUACGGGCAGCACCCCCGGCACCUCGCCACCAACAGCAAGACCGAGGUCACCGUCUGACGGCCAGUGCCAUCGGGGACACGGGGGCUGCCCCCUCAACGGGAGUUGCUGCCAUCGAGGGCAGCCCACCGGAGGAGAGCAGCACAGGAGCUACACAAACUGCGAUGCUGGCCAGAGCGGGAGCCGCGCUGUCCUUCCUGGCCCUAGGGAUGGGCACUGCCAGCUGCACUUCACCAUCGAGGAGGCACUGGGGACUCAUACGGGCAACAAGGUUCAGGCGUUCUCAGCCCACCCCCGGAAGAGGCUGAGCUGGGGGCACACUGGCAGAGCAGUACCCUGCUCAAGGGAUGGGAGCCAAUGCUGGACAGACUGGGAACAGAUCCUGCUGGGGCCAGGCAGCCCCACCUGGCUCCUCUGACUAGGUGCGCGAAGAGCAAUUGACUCAAAGCACCACCCCUAUGCUGCCAGCAGAGCCCGAGCAGCCCCUUUCCUUCCCCAGCCUCCUCCCUUCGCCACUGCCCCAGCCUCCACCUUGUCAAUAAAUAACACAUUAUAAACUGUA
Corvus hawaiiensis (hawaiian crow) is the source of this 1926-nucleotide messenger RNA. RefSeq names its product shisa family member 8 (gene SHISA8). The record is from RefSeq and is a predicted model, not a curated record. Gene Ontology annotation, biological process: regulation of short-term neuronal synaptic plasticity; regulation of AMPA receptor activity. Gene Ontology annotation, cellular component: postsynaptic density; dendritic spine membrane; postsynaptic membrane. The transcript has 4 exons. NCBI's taxonomy places the organism in Eukaryota, Metazoa, Chordata, Aves, Passeriformes, Corvidae. Bases 60 to 1424 code for a protein of 454 amino acids.